Macrosiphum euphorbiae (potato aphid) is the source of this 1779-nucleotide messenger RNA. NCBI's taxonomy places the organism in Eukaryota, Metazoa, Arthropoda, Insecta, Hemiptera, Aphididae. The record is from the annotation of a GenBank genome assembly.
AUGUCAUUCUUUAUAUUUCUCAUUGAGUCCAACAAGAUUUUUACUAACGUCUUUAACUUUCUGCAGAACUUGGAAAAUGAAGUUAUAGAGGACUACAUGGAAAGUACUUCAAAUAAACUUAAAAAAUACGACUUUUUAAGCAAGAAAAAUAAAACAAACUUAGAAUGGUGGCAAACAGGCAUUAUUUAUGAAAUAUACCCUCGAUCUUUUAUGGAUUCAACUGGCAAUGGCAUUGGAGACUUACGAGGAAUAAUUGAAAAAAUUCCCUAUCUUAAGUAUUUGGGAAUAUGUGCUGUUUGGUUAACUCCAAUAUACCCUUCACCGGGACGUGAUAUGGGUUAUGAUAUAACGAAUUACAGAGGAAUUGAUGACCUUAUGGGUACCAUGGAAGAUUUUGAUGAGUUAAUGAAUAAACUUCACGAAAAUGGUAUUAAAAUUAUUCUUGAUAUUGUACCAAACCAUACAAGUGAUCAACACGAAUGGUUUGUUAAGUCUGUACAGAGUAUAGAACCGUAUACAGAUUAUUACGUAUGGGCCGAUGCAAAAUAUGUAAAUGGGACCAGACAAGUGCCAAAUAAUUGGGAAUCAGUAUUUGGAGAUAGUAUGUGGGAAUGGAAUGAAACCAGGCAGAAGUAUUAUUUACAUCAGUUUUUUAAGGAACAACCAGACUUAAAUUUUUGGAAUCCAUUAGUCCGUGAAGAAAUAAAAGACAUGAUGCGCUUCUGGUUAGAUAAAGGUGUUGAUGGAUUUCGAUUCGAUGCAGUUGAACACCUUUAUGAGAGACAGGAUUUACUGGAUUCACCUUUAUUGGCCAAUGGCCAGUUACAGACAGUUAAUUAUACACAAGAAUUAGAAGAAGUUGUAUAUGAAGUAUAUGACUGGAGAUCUUUAUUAGAUGAAUACAAGAAAAAGGAUGAUCAAACAAGAUUCAUGGUCACUGAAGUAUAUUCAGAAUUGAAAUAUUCGAUGAGAUAUUAUGGAAAUAAAACAAACCUUGGAGCCCAUUUCCCUUAUAAUAUAUGUCUUCUGCAGCUGUUUCGUCGGCCUGCAAAAGAAUAUGUUGAGAAACUAACAGAAUGGAUGUCAAAAUUGCCAUCUGGAGCAUGGUCAAGUUGGAUUAUUGGAAAUCAUGAUAUUGAUGAACGUGCAACCACGAGAUUUGGAUUGGAAUUGAUAGAUGGUAUUCAUAUGUUACAAUUGCUCUUACCAGGAACACCCAUUGUUUAUAUGGGUGAUGAAUUGGGAAUGACAGAUACAUAUUUGAGAUAUGAUCAGAUUUAUGAUGAUAAGUCUAAAUCAAGUGGUAGAUAUCGUGAAACAGUUCGUACACCAUUUCAAUGGGAUUCCUCACCUCAAGCUGGAUUUUCUAAUAAAACAAAAACAUGGUUACCGGUCAACCCUAAUUAUGUAACGCUAAACGUCAAGUUUGAGCAGAACGCUGGACGUAGUCACUUGAAGAUAUUCAAAGAAAUUGUAAAUCUGAGGCAGAUGGAAAUAUUCCGAACGGGAGACGUACAAUUUUACGAAAUAUCAGAAUAUGUAUUUGCUUUUUCAAGAAGUAACAAAUUUUUAAAAACCUACUUUGUUGUCAUUAACCUUGGAUCUGAAUUAGAAAAUAUCAACCUCAACAAAUUCAAGAAGAGACUAUCUUCUAAGUUGACUGUGAAAAUUUCUAGUUUGUUUGCCGAACAAAAUAAUGGAGACGUUGUUAGUGCUAAAUCGUUUACUUUAAGACCUUCUGCGGCACUUGUUUUGGAGUCAUCGUUUAUUAAUUUAUGA